AUUAAGUGCGGUUAAAUUUGAAAACCAAGGGUUAUGUUAUGUUAUUUCCCAGGAAAUUCAAAAACUCGUUUGAUUUGUUAACUGGUUUGGAGCAAAAAUACAUCAUUUCAUAAUGUCUCACAGUGUACAUGGGACUUUCGUAUCCGAAAAAAUCAACAAAAUACGUUGGAGGCCCGAUGAAUUCAACAACUCGCACUUUUUUCUCACUGGGAGCGUAGACAACGAUUGCAAUAACAUAAAACUCUGGGAUUUUCACGAAAACGAUGAAGAGGAUGAUGUGUAUCCUUUCCUGAUAUCCACCUUUCCUUAUUGUGGAGAUGUAACCGAAAUGAAGUUUCUGAAUGCAGACUAUUUUGUUACGUCGUCUUCAAGUGGAUCAGCACAUCUGAUGAAAAUUGUUCCUGCGUACACUGACAACAUCGCUUUGAAAAGUGAAAUUACUUGGAAUAAAAUACAUCAGUUCAAAAAUGGUGAAGCAAGUCCCUGCACUGCAUUGGCUGUAUACGAAAACGAUAUCGUGACUGUUGGUGAAGAUGGGUGCAUAAAUCUACUGAACACAAAAGUACAAAAAGUACAUGGUAAAAUAGACGAUGCUGAUAGCUGUUCCAUUCAGUGUGUGAUAUUCCUGAAACAUAAUGAGAUUUUAACCAGUAAUUUAAGAGGUCAGUUGAAAAUUUGGGAUUUGCGUAGUUCCGGUAAUAACCCUAACAGCACUUUUAUGAUCAGUGGAGACCAGGUUACCCCUACAUGUCUCACCUACCAUCCAACUCAAAGGCAUCUGAUUAUAACAGGAGACGACUUAGGAGCCCUCACAACUUGGGAUCUUCGCCACAAUACUUAUCCAGUUAAUGUCCUCAAUGCUCAUGAAGGAGCCAUCAGCGAAAUUCAGUUCGAGCCAGAAAAUCCUGACCAGCUAUAUAGCUGUUCCAGUUCCGGAGAAAUCUGGCAAUGGGCUACCAAAUCCGAUGUCAGACAGCAGUUGGCAGAUGGUACAGAGACGAACGUCUGGCUGGCCCCCGACAACGUCAAAAACAAGUUGGAAGUUUUUACUUUGAUGCCAACUCUAGGAAAACCCAUCAACUCUCUGGAUUUGAAUCGGAGAAGAGUCCUAUGUGGGUGUGAUAAUGAGGCGAUUUAUUUGAUCAACGGUGUUAAUUUUUAAGCUACGAUAAUGAAGACUGUUAAUACUUUUUUAUGUAAUAAAAUUAUUUUUCCUUGGGGA
Messenger RNA from Leptinotarsa decemlineata (Colorado potato beetle), 1222 nucleotides. RefSeq names its product nucleoporin 43 (gene Nup43). The record is from RefSeq and is a predicted model, not a curated record. Gene Ontology annotation, cellular component: nuclear pore outer ring. Gene Ontology annotation, molecular function: protein binding. Lineage: Eukaryota; Metazoa; Arthropoda; Insecta; Coleoptera; Chrysomelidae.